Anas platyrhynchos (mallard) is the source of this 3153-nucleotide messenger RNA. Lineage: Eukaryota; Metazoa; Chordata; Aves; Anseriformes; Anatidae. The record is from RefSeq and is a predicted model, not a curated record.
UGCAACUGCAGCACAUUCAUACUUCAACCCAAAUUAAAAAAAAAAAGAAAAAGAUAGGACUUUGAGAAGGCACAUUCCUCGCAUUUGCCACAGCCUCACCAGAACUGGAGGGCUUGGGAUUUGGGACCGGUUUGCGGCUGAAAACAAACCCGCCAAGGUGAAUGGCCCGCGGUGGGCGCGGCGGUGCCGGGCGGCUGUGCAGGGGGAAGAUGCUGGCCGUGGGGGUGCUGGCCGGGCUGUCGGUGCUCAGCCUGCUCACCUACGGCUACCUGGCCUGGGACAGCCUCGGACUCGGCCCCGGAGGGACGGAGGCGGCGGGGAGCCGGCCGGGAGAGGAGCCGGGAGCAGGAGCCCCCAGCUCGCAGCCCCACAUCGUCUUCAUCCUGGCUGACGAUCAGGGCUUCCGAGACGUAGGGUACCACGGAUCCGAGAUCAGGACGCCCACUCUGGACAAGCUAGCUGCCGAAGGGGUUAAGCUGGAGAACUAUUAUGUUCAGCCUAUGUGCACACCGUCCAGAAGCCAAUUUAUCACUGGAAAGUACCAGAUACACACCGGCCUCCAGCACUCCAUCAUCCGGCCAACGCAGCCCAACUGCUUGCCUCUGGAUAACGUCACGCUACCUCAGAAGCUGAAGGAGGUUGGUUAUUCAACGCACAUGGUUGGCAAGUGGCACCUGGGGUUUUACCGCAGAGAAUGCAUGCCCACGCAGCGAGGAUUUGACACGUUCUUUGGCUCGCUCUUAGGCAGUGGUGACUAUUACACUCACUUCAAAUGUGACAGCCCUGGGAUAUGUGGCUAUGACCUGUACGAGAAUGAUAAUGCAGCUUGGGAUCAUGACAAUGGCAUCUACUCGACGCAGAUGUACACGCAAAAAGUACAACAGAUCCUGGCUUCUCAUAAUCCCAGGAAACCUAUAUUCUUAUAUAUUGCUUACCAAGCCGUUCAUUCGCCUCUUCAGGCACCAGGCAAGUAUUUUGAGCAUUAUCGAUCAAUAAAUAACAUAAACAGGAGAAGAUAUGCUGCGAUGCUAGCUUGUUUGGAUGAAGCCAUAAACAAUGUAACCCUUGCUUUAAAGAAGUAUGGUUACUAUGACAAUAGCAUUAUCAUAUAUUCCUCAGAUAAUGGUGGGCAGCCAAUGGCAGGAGGAAGUAACUGGCCUCUGCGAGGGAGCAAAGGGACCUACUGGGAAGGAGGCAUCCGUGCUGUUGGCUUUGUCCAUAGCCCCCUUCUGAAAAACAAAGGGUCUGUGUGUAAGGAGCUGGUGCACAUCACAGACUGGUUCCCCACUUUGAUCACACUGGCAGAAGGACAGAUCGAUGAAGACAUCCAGCUGGAUGGCUAUGAUAUAUGGGAAACCAUCAGCGAAGGCAGACGUUCUCCACGGGUAGACAUCUUGCACAACAUCGACCCAAUUUACACCAAAGCCAAAAACGGGUCCUGGGCAGCUGGCUACGGGAUCUGGAACACCGCGAUUCAGUCUGCCAUCCGAGUGAAUCACUGGAAACUACUGACAGGAAAUCCUGGCUAUAGCGACUGGGUGCCCCCACAGGCCUUCAGUAACGUGGGCCCCAACCGCUGGCACAACGAACGCGUCUCUUGGUCAGCUGGCAAAACCGUGUGGCUUUUCAACAUAACCGCUGAUCCGUACGAACGGGUGGACCUCUCUGCACGGUAUCCAGACGUAGUGAAGCAGUUGUUGCGGAGGCUUUCACAGUUCAAUAAGACUGCAGUUCCUGUUCGAUACCCACCUAAGGACCCUCGGAGUAACCCGAAGCUGAACGGAGGAGUCUGGGGUCCGUGGUUUAAGGAGGACGAAAAGAAAAAGAAGUCAGAUAAAAGUAAAGGUGCAAAUAAGCAGAAGAAGAAUAAGAACAAGAAAAAAGCAAAUCGGAAAAAAGGGCAAUCAUUACAUUGCCGUUCACGUCUUGCUGGUGGAUAGACUCAAGCACAUGGUCUUUUGCCAAGUCUAAGUCAGCUUGGCCCGAUUUUAUUGAACUUCUCACAGAGUAUACCAGAAAUGCCAGCUCUGCACUACGGAUGGAAGCUGUCAUCUUUUUAUUUGUUCUCAAAUUUCACCAGCACAAGAUACCUUGACACUGUGCCUUGAGGAUUCAUGAACAUCCACACGACAAACUUUCUCCUUUACAGGAAGAAUGGUGCUCACCCAUUACAGCUACAUUCCAGAUAACAACACAGAUAACUUCAGAAAUCCCAUUUUUGAUGGACAAAUGGUGGUUCCUUGCAUAAAUUAGUCGGAACUUUUGGAGACUAUGGAGAGGUUAAAAUGGCAGAUGAUUUCAAACUGACCUGAUGAUUCAUAGGGAGAAAGGAAAAAAAAACCUUUGAGAGCCUCUGUAUGUCAGAGAGUGUUAGUCACCAACCUAUGACAUUUUUUGGUACAGCACAGCAAAAGCAUGAAGCCAUCCGUAUAACUUUAGGGGGGAGGGAGGUUCGGGAGAGGAGCCUGAUGGGAAGAAAGCUGCUUUAAAUUAGACUGUGUCUGUCAUAGAUAAACCAGAAAUACUUUUUAAAUUCCCUAAAUGUGCUAAGCUCACCCCAUUUGUAGUAAAACCAGAAGGCUGUUAUUCAGCACACAUGAGCAGCUAGCACAUGCCAUGUGUAAUUUAUUAUAGGCAUAGGCAAAAGCACCAAAAAAUCACCAAAGUGAAUGUAAUAUUUAAACACUUUAAGAUAGCUAUACUACAGUACAUAAAAGACAUAAUUUAUUUUACAGCACAAUACUUUUUUGUCUUCCAUUGCAACUCUAAUUAGUGGGUGAUGCAAGGUGCCCCUCUGGGUGCUAGGGUUGUUUGUUUGUUUGUUUGUUUCCUUUGAUUUUUAAUUUUAUUUUCACUCUCUCAUUCAGAGUUUUAUUUAACAGAUCCACAUCCUCAGAGUACUGUAAAGCAAGAAAAUAUUGUAGACACUGCUAGGAUGAGAAAGGAGAAUGAUUCAGGUACAUCAUUUCAUUAUGUAUUUGCCUCCAAUUACUUUGAAUGUAACAAAGUGAUUAUUUGAUUAAGUAGUCACGUGAAUAUUGUUCAGUUUCUGUACAGAAGCUAGGUCAUCUUUAUGUUUUUGGGGAGAAUUCUACUUUAAACUUCUUAUUUAUGUAUCUAUUAAAAUAGUUUAUUUUUAUGGCAUUCAGAAAA